AUGGCACUAGAAGAAGUUGACUAUGAGGCAUUGCCGCCAAACGCUGGGCUCGGUGUGAACAUGCUGGCGGGCGCGUUGGCAGGAAUAUCGGAACAUGCUGUUAUGUAUCCGGUGGACAGUAUCAAAACGCGAAUGCAAGUAUUCGCAACGUCCCCCGUGGCGGUCUACAGUGGUGUCGGCAACGCGCUGACACGUAUAUCUUCAACAGAAGGUGUUCGGGCUUUAUGGCGGGGAGUCUGGUCUGUUGUGAUUGGUGCCGGGCCCGCGCACGCGGUUCAUUUUGGGACGUUGGAAGCUGUAAAAGAGCUUCUGGGAGGAAAUGAAGCGGGAAAUCAGUGGGUUGCUACUUCGAUUGCUGGUGCAUCUGCAACAACAGCUGCAGACGCAUUAAUGAAUCCUUUCGACGUGAUUAAACAAAGAAUGCAAGUUCACCAAUCUCAAUUUCGCUCUGUCUUCAACUGUGCACGUACGGUCUACCAAACGGAGGGCUUGGGAGCCUUUUACGUUUCUUACCCAACGACCUUGGCCAUUUCCAUACCAUUUAACGCAAUACAGUACACCAUCUACGAACAUCUCAAGCGAGUUAUCAAUCCCACACACGAAUAUUCCCCUUCAGCUCAUAUGAUAGCGGGUGCAGGCGCAGGCGCAGUAGCCGCUGCCGUCACCACACCAUUAGAUGUUGCGAAAACUAUGCUUCAGACGAGAGGAACGUCGCAUGAUCCGGAAAUUAAGAAUGUCCGAGGGAUGCUGGAUGCUUUCAGAAUCAUUUGGAAUCGGGAUGGACUUAGAGGGUUCGGAAGAGGUUUGUCACCUCGUGUUAUGACAACCGUUCCCAGUAGCGCGCUGUGUUGGUUAUCUUAUGAAUUUUUCAAGGCUGUCAUUCGCACCGAUUAA
Lentinula edodes (shiitake mushroom) is the source of this 894-nucleotide messenger RNA. RefSeq names its product mitochondrial carrier domain-containing protein. Bases 1 to 894 code for a protein of 297 amino acids. Gene Ontology annotation, cellular component: mitochondrial membrane. The record is from RefSeq and is a predicted model, not a curated record. Lineage: Eukaryota; Fungi; Basidiomycota; Agaricomycetes; Agaricales; Omphalotaceae. Gene Ontology annotation, biological process: iron import into the mitochondrion. Gene Ontology annotation, molecular function: ferrous iron transmembrane transporter activity. The transcript is spliced from 7 exons.